This is a messenger RNA of Cyclospora cayetanensis, 1701 nucleotides long. RefSeq lists its product as uncharacterized. Gene Ontology annotation, cellular component: intracellular anatomical structure. The record is from RefSeq and is a predicted model, not a curated record. NCBI's taxonomy places the organism in Eukaryota, Apicomplexa, Conoidasida, Eucoccidiorida, Eimeriidae. The coding region runs from base 1 to 1701 and encodes 566 amino acids. The transcript is spliced from 6 exons. Gene Ontology annotation, molecular function: RNA binding; ATP binding.
AUGCCGCAGCAUGGCAACAUUCGAGCUGCACCAGCAGCUGCUUCAGUCCCAGCUGCACAACUUGCAGCUGGAAGCGGUGCACGCCUCUUCCAAAGAGUUCGAGAAGCAGCAGCAGCAGCUGCUGCUGCUCGUGCCGCCGGGGGGGGAAAAGGCGGCGGGCGGAAUUCGCUUGUGUACCUACCCCCCUUUGAAGGGAUUGAAUAUACGCGUAUUGCAGCGCAGAAGGACCUGUGCAGCCCUCUUGGGCAGGCGAGAAACAGCCAAAACGCCCGCUGCCCAUGUAGUACUUCGGGUGUCUUGUGCGGAGGGGGGCAGGAGGUUUGCAGUACUCCUGGAUACGUAGGAGGAGGGGGGACGGGGAGCGGAGCUUGCUCAGGCGCAGUCUCCGUUGGUUCGCUGCCGAUCCACAAGCACAGAGACAGGAUACUGGAGCACAUCAACAACAACUUCAUUACGUGCAUUCAAGGCGAGACUGGCUGUGGGAAGAGCACGCAAGUUCCCAAGUUUCUUCUAGAUCAGGAUGCGCUAGCUCAGAAGACACUGCAAGCGCUGAAAGCGGGGAAGAAGCAGUGCUGCCCUUCAGGAGCUCCUCUUCCUUUGCCGCCUCUCGAGAACUAUCGCCCGUUGCGCUGUAUCGUCACUCAGCCACGACGGCUCGCGUGCAUUUCCCUUGCACAGCGCGUGGCAAGAGAACUGGGGGAAGAGACGGGUGGUGUGGUAGGCUACAGGAUAUCUGGAGAGAGCAAAACAAGCCGCAGGACGAAGAUCUUCUUCAUGACAACAGGCUAUCUCCUGCAAAUCCUCAUCAAUGCACAGCCUGCCUUGGCGCACAUGCUAACCGAAGAGGAGCUUAGCUUGGAGGCUGCAGGCAAACUCGCCGCGCUGCAGCAGCUUCAGCAGCGUCAACAACAGCAGCAGCAGCAGCAACAGCAGCAGCUCGAAUCGGAGGGAUAUUUGAACGAGGUUACUCAUGUAGUUCUCGACGAAGUUCACGAGCGAGAUGUGGAUGCGGAUCUCCUUUCACUGGUGCUCAAAUUGCAGCUGCGCAGUCGCAUUGGGAAGCUGAAGAUUGUGGUCAUGAGCGCCACAAUGGAGGGCAAUCUUUUUUUCAACUACUUCUCCGACAUCCAUCUGAGGAACGUGCCAGGAGAAGACAAGCCAUCGCUUUUGCCGGCUGCAGACGAGCACGCUGAGGAAAAGCGAAGUCGCGAACAAGGUCGCCUCAAAGAUACAGACGCAGUGUACCCCGACAAGAUUUUUGUAGGCGCAAGACGCUUCCCCGUGCAUAUCGUGUAUCUGGAGGAUCUCCUGAGGGGGGAGAACGAGGUGACUGGCUUGCGCGCCGUUUCCUCCGAGCAGCUUUCUGGAGAGGCGUUGCUGAUCGAAGGCAAGGAGGAGGAUGAAGGCAGCGCCAUCUGCACGUCAGCGACGAAUGGAUCUGCGGAACCGCUAGGACGGAUGGAAAGUACUUCAUCGCCAGGAGUCUGCACAGAGGUCGAUCUCAAAAACAACGGCCCGACACAGGCUAAGUUGGAGAUGGAUAUCCUUGGCGCUCUCCUCAAGCGUAGAUCCUUAUCGCUGCAAAAAAUCUUCAAUUCCUUCACGCGCACAGCACUCUACGAGCGGUCUUCGUGUGUAAACGAUGAAGCCUGGGGACGAAAAAAGAGGGCAGAGAAAAAGGGAAAAAAUAGUGUUAGUUGA